AUGAGCUCAUCGUCUGGAAUGCGAUUUCACCGAGCCCUACGGCUUUUGGGACUCGCCUCCCUUAUCGGAGUCGCCCUUUUCGUAACCAACAACACCUCCGUCCAAUUUAUCCCGGUACCUGAACACGCGCAUGAGGGACCCUCGGGGCCCGCAGGCCAGGAGCAAAUUCCUUCCACCCCAACGCACGAGACCCAUCCGAUUGCUCAGCUACUGGGCAAUUCCCGGUCCGCCUGGAGUCAUGUGCGAUCACGCCAAUCCAAAACUCUCGAAGAGGCCGUGAAGGAAUACGAGCGCCGAUACAAGUUACCCCCUCCACCCAAUUUCGAUAUAUGGUUCAAAUUUGCGAAAUCGAGGGGAAUUGAAUUGACUGAUGAAUAUGAUUCUAUCUACCAUUCUUUGCUGCCUUUCUGGGGCUUGCAGCCGAAGAUUAUACGUGCUCGAGCCAAAGAGGCCUUAGGGUAUGAUAAUGCUCUUAUCGGGGUUUUAAUUAGGGAUGGAAAAGUUAGCCUCGCUAAUGGUGGAGGGGAUAAUAAUUUUUGGAAGAGAAAGGCUUUGAUGGGGAUGAUGAAGCCGUUUGUGGAAUAUCUUCCAGACAUGGAUUUGGCUUUCAAUACGCACGACGAACCUCGGGUAGUUAUACCAAGCGAUGACCUUAACAGAUUAGUUUCGAGUGCGCUCCGUGGCAUCGUUUCGGAUAGAGGCAAUAAAUCGCUGGAAAAAUCUUGGACUCGCCCGACUGACUUGAAUAAAGGCGAUCGAUUUGAGGAGUUCAGGAUUACAAGGUUCAAUGCGUUUGCACACCAGCCUACUUGGACCACCUCGCGAAGCUCAUGUCCAGUGGACUCUCCAGCAAGGGCAUUAAAUGACAACGGCGUGGAUAAUAUUGGGGCCUAUUCAUUCAGCGACCUAGGUUUUAUCUACAAUACGACGGCAUUUUCCGAUAUCUGCCUCUCGCCCUCUCUUAAAGAAACAUUUGGAAUGUUUGAGCGGCCUAACGCGGUUAAUGUCGUCCGCGACCUAUUUCCCAUUUUCUCUGAGAGCAAAGUAUCAAGCUUUCAAGACAUUCUCUAUCCUAGCCCUUGGUAUUGGGCCGGAAACGUCACAUACGAAAGCAGCAAGGACUACAAAUGGAAGUCAAAGAAAAAUCAAUUGUUUUGGCGUGGUUCGACGACUGGUGGGCUUUCAAGGGCGGGUGGCUGGAGGCGUCAGCAUCGCCAGCUGUUCGUGAAGGGCUUAAAUGCAUUGGAUGAUGUUAAGGUCUUGGAAAAAAACGAAGGGAAGUGGCUUGCGAAAACAGUCAAGCGGGCUACUUUCAGGCCCCUACUCAAUGUAAACUUCAGCCACGUUGGCCAGUGCGACCCUGAAGACUGUGAAGCUCAAAGAGGGUUCUUCGAUAUCGUCGAACCUUCGGGCCAGCAAGAUGCCUGGGCUUACAAAUACCUCGUGGAUAUUGAUGGAAAUGCCUUUAGUGGACGCUACUAUGCGUUCUUGAAAAGCAAUAGCCUGAUCUAUAAAAUCGCUGUCUUCCGUGAAUGGCACAGUGAAUGGAUACAGCCUUGGGUGCACUAUGUCCCGUUGAGCCUGAAAGGCACUGAGCAUAUCGAAAGUGUGCGGUAUUUUUCCGAGGAGGAAGAAGGGCAGCAACACGCCCAAACCAUCGCCAAAGAGAGCAGUGAGUGGGCCAAAAAAUCUCUGAAGAACGAGGCCCUUGAGGUUUGGUUUUUCCGGUUGUUGUUAGAGUAUGGGAGAGUCGUCGACGAUAAUCGUGACAAUAUAGGAUUUUCGUUGCCUUCGUCCUGA
This is a messenger RNA of Ophidiomyces ophidiicola, 1800 nucleotides long. RefSeq lists its product as uncharacterized. NCBI's taxonomy places the organism in Eukaryota, Fungi, Ascomycota, Eurotiomycetes, Onygenales, Onygenaceae. The record is from RefSeq and is a predicted model, not a curated record. Bases 1 to 1800 code for a protein of 599 amino acids. The transcript has 2 exons.